Naegleria gruberi is the source of this 792-nucleotide messenger RNA. RefSeq lists its product as uncharacterized. The record is from RefSeq and is a predicted model, not a curated record. The transcript has a single exon. Bases 1 to 792 code for a protein of 263 amino acids. NCBI's taxonomy places the organism in Eukaryota, Heterolobosea, Eutetramitea, Acrasida, Naegleriidae.
AUGUCUGCACUAUCAUCCGAUAAUACAACAUCAUCAUCAGAUCAACAACUUGAUCAUCCUAACAACAAAAGUGAUGGCAGAUUAGUGAGACCUGAUCAACAACCUUUUAGUGUUGGUUUUUCCAAAGAACAUCCAUCAGAGCACAAAGCCUUCACUGGGUCCUCUGAUGAUCUUUUGGUUCCAUUCUGUAGGAGUGUUCAGGCUGUUUGUUAUCAUGAUUUGUAUGUUCAGGGAAAGGAAUAUGGCAUUGUAGAGCCUUGUCCGAAUGCUCCUCUCUUUGCAAAUUGUACCAUCUUGUUUGAAGCAAUGCACAACAAGGAGAAUGAAAAUUAUGAGCUCUACAGAAAAUUCGUUUCUUGGUGGACUGAUGCCAUUGCUAGGAUGAUCUUGACUGGUGGUAUUGAAGAUGGAAUCCAUUUCAAUUUGGCUGGUUAUUCGAAAGAGAGAAUUCAAGUAGUGAAGGAUAGAUACUUUUCAUUGAUGGAAAAUGAUGAGAAUGUUAAAUGGUUAGAAUAUGAAUUUGUUAAAAAUUACAAUACAUCUGGUAGAUAUAGACACGUUCCACACUUGAAGUUUAACACAAAAUGGACGGAGGAAGAAAAAGCAAUCAUGAAUUGCCCUAAUGAUUUAUAUCCUGGAUUUACGGAUUGGGAUUUGGGUGUUAUUUUACGAGAUGAUUUAUUAUUGAGCAAGUGCUCUUUCUAUUGUGUUAAUUCUGUUCAUGACUUGACCAAUUAUAAGAAACUCAGUAAGGAGGAAUUGAAAGAACAGUUUGGAAUUGAUAUUCAAUAA